AAAAAAUUGACUAAAUAUUUAGUACAACCCUAAAUUCCAUCUUAAAUUCUUAAGUUCACCUCUCUUACUAUGCACUAGACUGGCAUUUCCUGUCUCAUUAACGUAUAUUGCAGAUAUCACACAGGCAAGCCAGUUUAAUUAUGUACAAUACUAAAUCGAAAGUCAAACUUUCAGGGAUAUUUCAAAGUGGCUGAUCAAAGAAGAAAAGAACACAAUAAUUUAAACAGCAAAUAAUCAGGAAAAAAAUUGCUGAUUGGGGUCAACUUAACCUUCCAGGAGGAAGAUGGCGACUUCCACCACUUGGGCACAGGACGUUAUCACGUGUGAUCUUUGUGACAACCCCGCCCAGCAAUUCUGUAACAGCUGUCAGGUCAGUUUGUGUGGGGGCUGUAUUAAUAAACAUGUAGAAAGUAUGAAGUCUCAAACGCAUGACAUUGUUCCUUUCAAAGACAGAAGAGAACGGCUCGUAUUCUCCUCAUGUGCUUCUCAUCCAAACCAGAAAUGUGAGGGAUUUUGCAAAAAAUGCGAUGAACCUGUUUGCUUCAAUUGUGUCACGGGUCCUCAUAUCGGCCAUAUUGUCAAAAACGUGACAGAAAUUGUACAAAAUAUGAAAGAAGAAAUCAAGAAAGAAACAGAAGAGAUCGAGUUUAUUAUUUUAAGAUUUGCCCAGAGUGUAGAAAACAUUGAUCAGAAGGUAACUAACAUGACUGAAAAAUUUAAUGCAAUGGAGAGCGAGGGAGAAAAUCUUAGAAAAUCCUGGCAUGAAGAAAUAGACAAAAUUUUCGACACACUACAAUCAACCAUUAGGAAAAUGAAGGAUAGAAGACUCAAAGCUCUCAAAUCACAUCAGUCCCGGCUUCAGGAUUCGGGGACAAAAUUAAAACGUGUAGCAAAAGAAAACAAGAAAAUCCUUAAGUCCACUAAAGUCUCUGAUAUUACAAGCCACAAAUCAGACCUUAAGAAAUUCAGGGACAUUCCUACAGAUGUUGAUGUGAAGAUUCCUUCCCUAAACAGCAACACGGUCCAGGGGAGAGAACUCAGCAUAGAAUUAGGAGAAUUCAAGGCUACACUGACACAGACAUCCAUAUCAAGUCUGACAGAUGAAGUCUCCAUUUUAUAUGUAAGAAAAUUAUUGGACAAUGCUCAAGUUAUUGCUAGCAUUCCUUCAAAAAUAAAACCUUUAGGUGCCAUUAUUUGUAUUGGAAUCAAUGAAGCUUGGGCUCAAGGUGAAGACAAUAUCAUUAGACGUAUUGACAUACAUGGAUCUCUGAAGGAAAAGAUCACCACUGAAGGUCAAUCUAAUCCUGCAGACAUUUCAGUGACCAGGCAGGGAGAACUGAUUUACAGUGAUCACCACAACCACAACAGAAAAGUUAACAUCGUCAGACAGGGGAGGAUAGAAACACUGAUCACUCUACCUCAGGGAUGGCAUCCAGAUGGAUUGUGCUGUACUAAAUCAGGAGAUUUACUAGUUAGUAUGACUACUUCUGAUGAUAGUCAAACAAAAUAGUUCGCUAUCAGGGACAGAAGGCAGUACAAGGAACAGACAAAGAUGACCAUGGACAAAAUAUAUUUAAAGGUGGAGAAUCAGGAGUGUUUUUGGAGGAGAAUAAUAAUGGAGACAUAUGUGCCUCUGAUAUAAAUGCCAAGACGGUUACACUGAUAGACAAGACAGGAAGAGUCCGAUUCCGUUAUGACGGUACACCAGCGAAGAGGAAUAAAGCUUUCCAACCUAUGUACAUUACUACAGAUUCACUGUGCCAUAUCAUUAUUACUGAUAUAAAUAAUGACUGUCUUCAUAUCCUAGAUCAGAAUGGACAGUUUAUCAGAUGUGUUGACAAUUGUAGACUUAAUUCUCCUGCUGGACUGAGUGUGCACAGGGAGGGGAGGUUAUGGACAGGGUGUUUUAUAUCAGGUGAUAUAAAAGUGAUCAAGUACUUGGAAUAAAAGAAACAUCUAGUGCAAUACGUGUAUAUAUAUCUAAGUGUUACUUUUUGAAGAAUGUAAGAAGGCUUAUUGUCUACAGCCUUAAAUAAUAAAAAUCAAAUUCAAUUUAUGAACUAAGGAUUAAUAGCCAAGGUAUUAUUAUUAGAAGGUAAUUAAUUGUAAUAAAUGAAAAUUUCCCUUGAAGAAUUAUUUUAUGGUAAAAAACUGUUUGGCAGAUUUCUCAUGGAUUAAAUCCAACCAUGGUAAUCUUGAGUAUCAUUCUUUUUAAAGAAUCUUGAUAGAAAAUUUUACUCUUGAAACAACGGAAAUAUAUAGCAGGCAGGGAAUAUGUGAAUUGUUAUAAUUUAUGCGCAUAUACAUUUUUCAAGGAAUGAGGUUGCUCAUUACUACCUUAAUGUAAAAAAUAAUAUGCCCCAAUAUAUUUUUGGUUUUACUUCCUCCCUCUUUUCACUUUCCCAUCUUUCUUUUCUCCUCGUCUAUAAUUAAACCACUUUCACGUAAAUGUAUGUUUAUACAUGUACAAGUUUUAAAUGUUUAUAUACGUAUGAGCUCUUUUGUGUUACUUAUGGAAGGCAUUUGCGUGAAGAUAGAUGUAUAAAUUUACAACACUUUAUAUGCCUAUUUGAUAUAGAUGUGAAAUAACCAUUCUAAAAAAGAAAAUUAAAGAGGCCAGUAUCUUAACUACUGAAUCACACAUUCUAUUACAGUUUGUAGUAUUGUAAUAUUGUUUGUAACAUGACACUUGAAUCAAUGGACUUCAAAUAUUACUCGUAAAGAUAUGAUAAUUGUUCAUAAAUGUUUAUUUUAAGAUAAAGUGAGUCGUCGUUUACUGAAAUAUGUUUAUUUUGUUUCAUAUUUAAUUUAUUUACUUUAAAAUGAACCACUCAUUUAAAAUUAAGACCUUUAUUUUACCUCUUUUGUGUUUUCAUGUUUUGUUAGACAAGUAAAUUCAAUAUAUGUGAGAUUGUUUAAAAUUAAUCUAUUGUUUUUGAAUU
Molecule: messenger RNA, 2942 nt
Organism: Saccostrea cuccullata (small rock oyster)
Lineage: Eukaryota; Metazoa; Mollusca; Bivalvia; Ostreida; Ostreidae
Exons: 2
Coding region: 284-1510 (408 amino acids)
Molecular function (GO): zinc ion binding
Source: RefSeq, a predicted model, not a curated record